UGGAACAAGAACUGAUUGAACUCUUGUUGGCUUCUAAAAAGGCACUUCAAACAGGCCAAUCGAUAUGUGCACAAGCAAAUCAUUGGUUACAGACAUCAGAAAACCAUGUGGAGACCAUCACUAAAGUAUAUCCCAAGUUGGUCUUUGCUGAUAACCAUAUUCUUGUCCAGUUGAGUACUUUGGAUAAGGUCAAAGACUAUUUAAUGUCGAAUGUAGAUCAUUGCAAGACUCGUAUUAAAGAACGUGAAUCUCAUCUACAAGCACUGACGAUGGAAUUGACAACCAUUUUCAACUUGUUGAAACAGUGCACCAUUGAUCCUGAUAUCCUCAGAGUCAAUCAAGAGAGAGCCAAAGAUCCACAGCAAUACAGUUGUUUGUUUGAUUAUAUUUCUGACCAAGAAAUCAUUGAACUGCAACAACAAGCCGAUGAUGAAAUAGGCGACAUGGAGACAGCCAACAAUGCAUUACAAAACCAAGUGAAAUGGUUGUCUGGUUUCAUGUCAGACAUCACCAAAGCGCGUACUAAAUCACUAGUGAUUCCAUUAGAUGAAGCCACAGCAGCUUAUUCAAGUGAAAAGAUCCAGAUCCAAGAAGAUGAGAUCUCCAACAUGGCAGAUAUCUUGACAAGCUUAACCAAUCAUUAUGAUCAAUUAGGAGAAGCAACAAGAAUGUACCAAUCAGAUCCAGAAGGAAGACAUGCCUUGGAUAUCACUGUCUUACAAGAAGACCAUGAACACAUACCCACUAUUUUGGAAGAACUCAAGCAUAGUUUGGCUAUUGUCGAAUCCAUCAGUCAAGAAAUACAGACACGAAUGGAAGUCUAUUUACAAGUCAAGACUGAAUUACUCAAGAUAACACAUCAAUUAGAGACAUUCAGUACAGGUCAAGCAGAUAUUAUUCUAGAGAAAUUAGCAGAUACAGACAUGGAGAUCAAAGAGCGAGAACUCAAUCUGGACGAAUUCUUUAAGCAGUUGUCUGCCUUGGCUGAAUGGUAUCAAUGUUAUGCCUCUUCUUAUAAUUAUCUGUUGUUGGAGAUAGAAAGAAGAAAAAAGGCUGAAGAAAGACAAGAAGCUCAAAGAAGAGAAUUGACGAAAGCCUUUGAAGAUGCUUAUCAUGACGAAUUACAAGAGAGAAGAUCUUGGUCUGCUCAACAUGGACAAUACUUGCCAGAAGUGUUGUGUCCUUUUAUCAAUGAUCCCCCUUCCAUGCUGACCAUCCAAGUCAAUGAAUCAAGCACUCAUAGAUUGCCUGAAUUAUUACCUGAAAAUGUACAAAAGGCACUUUCUGAAAUACAUAAUACACAUUAAAAUUUUUAUUUAUUUAUUUAUAAACAAA
Gilbertella persicaria is the source of this 1335-nucleotide messenger RNA. Its product is annotated as autophagy-related protein 17. The transcript has 7 exons. Gene Ontology annotation, biological process: autophagy of mitochondrion; activation of protein kinase activity; autophagosome assembly. The record is from RefSeq and is a predicted model, not a curated record. Gene Ontology annotation, molecular function: molecular adaptor activity; protein kinase activator activity. Bases 204 to 1307 code for a protein of 367 amino acids. Lineage: Eukaryota; Fungi; Mucoromycota; Mucoromycetes; Mucorales; Choanephoraceae. Gene Ontology annotation, cellular component: phagophore assembly site; Atg1/ULK1 kinase complex.